AUGAAUGUAUCAUUGACAAUGUUUACUUUUAUAUUAACAAUACUUUUUGUAUAUGGACAUAUUGAAUUGGUAACUGCAAAAGUUUGUAUGUCAAAUGAAGAAUAUGUGGCAUGUGGAAUGGCUAUUUCAUGUCAACCAACAUGUGCUAAACCUAAUGGAACUGCAUGUCCAUCAAUGGUGUGUUCUCAAGGUUGUCGUUGCAUGAAUGAUUUUGUACGAGUUUCUGAUACAAAUACGACGUGUGUUAGCGAAGAGCAAUGUAAUGUAAUUAAUACUAAAUCGUCAACAUGUGGUUCUAAUGAAGUACCAGCUGGUAGUUGUGGUUCAAUUUCAUCCUGUCAACCAUCUUGUGAAAAUCCGAAUGGUACGGUAUGUCCAGAUAUUUGUGAACCUAAUUCAUGUAACUGUAAAAAUGGUUUUGUACGAGAUAAUAGUAAUAAUUUACAAUGUAUCCCUCAAACAAAGUGCCAAAUUUAUACAAGCACAAGUACAAGUACAAUUCCAACGUCAACAUGUGGUGACAAUGAAGAAAUAAAUGGAUCAUGUGCACCAUCUCCAUCAUGUCAACCAACAUGUCAGGAAUCUAGUGGAACUGUAUGUUCACGCCUGUGUAGCAUCCAUCAAUGUGUAUGUAAAAAAGGAUUUAUCCGUGAUGCAAGUAAUAAUUACAAAUGUAUUAAAGAAUCACGAUGUCAAAAUGGUAAAUAA
This is a messenger RNA of Adineta steineri, 708 nucleotides long. NCBI's taxonomy places the organism in Eukaryota, Metazoa, Rotifera, Eurotatoria, Adinetida, Adinetidae. The record is from the annotation of a GenBank genome assembly.